Messenger RNA from Eupeodes corollae, 5137 nucleotides. It is a transcript of the gene chico, whose product is annotated as insulin receptor substrate 1. Gene Ontology annotation, molecular function: phosphatidylinositol 3-kinase binding; insulin receptor binding. The record is from RefSeq and is a predicted model, not a curated record. Gene Ontology annotation, biological process: insulin receptor signaling pathway. Bases 872 to 4657 code for a protein of 1261 amino acids. NCBI's taxonomy places the organism in Eukaryota, Metazoa, Arthropoda, Insecta, Diptera, Syrphidae. Gene Ontology annotation, cellular component: plasma membrane; cytosol. The transcript has 8 exons.
UUCUUAAGACGCAAAAUUCUACUCCUGGUUUCCUGACGUUCUCUUUAAAACGCAUCGGUGGGGUUAUUACAAUUCGAAAAAUCAAAAUAUUGACAGGUUGAACAAAAAUUUUCCAAUCUUCAACUAAAUAAAGAUAAAUUUUCGUGUGUGCUCUGAAAAAGUGAAAAAUAAAUAUAAACCGUAUAUAUGAUGCUUGUUUCUGUUAGUUUUGCAAUUAUAAUUUUUUAACUCGGGUCUCUUUUGCAAUGUGUUUGUUAUGCUAUUUUCGAAGAAUGGAAAUGAAAAACUCCGCAUAACUCUGUUAUAAGUAUCCGUAAACAGUUUCCAUUUCCACGCCCAUAUGUAAUUUAUACACUGCGUCGUUAGUUCCUCUUUAUGGUUAAAUUUUAUUUUAUCACUGAAAGACUACGACACGACGGCGAAAGGAACGAUUUUUAUUUUAGUAUAUAUUAAAUAGGAUUCUGGUCAAUCUGCCACGUAUUUUAUAUUUUUGUUUUUCUUCGUUCUAUAUUGUUAAAAAAGUAGAAGAAUUUCAAUUUAAUAUAUCGUCGGAAUCGGGUUGGGUUUGUGCAGUGUGUUAACCUUCAUAACGAUCACUUUGUAUUGAUGUAAAUACCAACUUAAAAGUAUACGUAACUUUUGUGGCACUACAAUACGCUGGCUGUCGUUUUUAUUUUUUUUUUAAUUCCUAUUCCUGAUCUGAAAUUUUCUUAAAAUAUGGCUAAACGAGUGGAAACCAAAUAAUACAAAACAAAAUCAAAACAAAUGAGCAACAUUCGAAGGGUGGAAAGAUCUGAAAGCUGUGACAAAUGAAUUAAUAACAAAAAGAAAAACAUAAUAGUGUCAGCACUGUGAGAAAUAAAGUUUUAAAAUGUCUUCUAACACAAACAAACCGAUUUUGAACAUCAAUGGUGUUGUACUCCAUGGAUACCUUAAGAAGUUAAAAACAAUGAAAAAAAAGUAUUUUGUACUUUACGAAGAAUGCGGAAAAUCUCCAGCACGUUUAGAAUAUUAUGACAACGAAAAGAAAUUCAAAUCCAAAGUUAAUCCAAAACGGUCUAUAACACUUAGUAGCUGUAUAAACAUUAAUCGCCGUUUAGACACCAAACACGAUUUUGUUAUAACAUUGUCUACAAAAGAUGAUGGUUUUGGUAUUGUUUUGGAUUCCGAAGAUGAAAUGAAUAAUUGGCUUCGAUCAAUGCUCAAACUUCAAACUGGACCAAAUAUAUUUGCAGAUCCACCGAAACCAUACUAUGAGCAUGUAUGGCAAGUUGUGGUCCAAAGAAAAGGUUUGGCUGAGAAAAAGGGCAUUUUGGGGAGUUACCAUGUGUGUUUGUCGUCAAAGUCGGUAACUCUGAUACGUAUUGGCUCAGAACGUACAAAUAUUGGCGAACAGCGAGCUGCAGUUAUUGAAUUCUUUUUGACAUCAAUAAGGAGAUGUGGCGAUUCAAAGUGUUAUUUUUACAUGGAGGUUGGAAGACAUAGCAUGAUUGGAGCUGGUGAGCUUUGGAUGGAGACAAAAGACGCAUUGAUUGCUCAAAAUAUGCAUACCAUGAUUCUGAAUGUUAUGUCUACUAGUGGAGAUGAUUCGUAUGGCCCUAUGCGUAAGAGAUCAUCAUCAGCAACGGAAACAUCAAAGCCAGUUAAUAUUCUUCAACGCAGGCAGACUCAUUCUGGUGGUAAAACUAUAACUUCAUCGCCGAUAAGCACAUUAAAUCGCGAUCGAUGCGACAGCCUCCCAUCCUCGAGAAACCGAGCUAACACAGAAGGUGGAUACAACAAAUGCGAUAAUUCAUCAAUGCCUCCCUCAAGAACGAUGUCGUCCUUAAGUACCGUGCCAAGCCUAGCAUACAACAGACGUAGCCAUAGUCCUCCAAUCAACAAUAACGCCUCUGAAAGUGAUGGAUCAACAUUGAGUAUCGAUGAAACUGAUAGUAUGAAACACUGCCCAUCUACAGACGAAAGUCCGUGUUAUCCAUCAACACGUUUUUAUAAUUCUCAUUCUCCUGGGGGAGUAAUUCCUGAAGAAAACUGCGAUGAAUUUUGGUAUGCUGAAAAUAAAAAGCAAAAUGUUGUUACAUCAUCGAUGUUCAGCAAAUUGAAUAUUCAUGGUGGAAUGGAUUCCGAUGGCUGUUUAAAUUCUUCUUCUUCCAUUGAAAUCAGAAAAACCCUGCCUUCUAGUUCAAGAAAUCUAGCAGUCGAAACAGAAAGUCAAUAUAUGGACAUGGGUAACUCAAUGUCAGAGUAUAUGGAUAUGGGAAAUUCGUAUGGAAGUCAGUCUAUCGAGAAGGGUAACACUUCAAUCGCUUCCGCCGAAACAGUGUGCUGUGAUACAAAUUUAGCUAGUGCUGAAUGCAACAGCAUUUCGUACGGAAACAGUCGAACAUCAAGUUUCACAGAAGAAGGUGUUGAUGGUUAUGUUCAUAUGUCGCCUCAAAAUUCAGAUUAUGUUGAUAUGGAACAGUCUUUGAAAAAUAGGCGAACAUUUUCAUGCUCAAACCAAGCUACACGUAAUAACGUUUCAGGUAAUGCGUUAAAGGACAUGAGUUUUGCAGAAUAUUCCUUGGAAAAAAUCAACCCAAGUAUUUUGCCUGACGAAGAUGAAAUGAUUCCUCUUAAUGAAAGACCUCCACGUGCCUAUUCUGUUGGAAGUCGUAUGGAACACCAUAAUCAAAAGCUUCGCAUUGAAGUAAUAGCCAACUCCGAACAAAAUAACUGCCGAGUACGAGCGUUUUCUGUUGGCUCCCGGUCAAAAGUACCCCGUUGUGAUCUUCAACGUAAUAUAUUAUUGUCGAAUGCAGCAAAUAUAAAGAAACCAAACGUAUGCAAUAGCAAAACGUCAAUUGCUAGCCUCGACCCAACAUCAGAAAAUACAUCGAGAGGUAGAAAAUCUUCGAGUGCACCCCUUCUAAUACAUAAAAGUCAGAAUUCCGUUGAUAGAAUGGACGAUCUAAUGGAGAUCGAUUUUUCGAAAAAUUCAGGCAGUAGUUCUUCGAAUUCGCAUUCAUUGCAAUCGACAGGUGCCUCUUCCCCCUACAUAAAUGCUCCAAAAAGUAGCCAAUAUCGUAAUAGUAUUUUAAGCAGUUCACCUGGUCACAAUACUUUCACUAAUAAAUCACAUGACAACCGUUCAGAUCCAAUACAAAUUCGAAGAGAUAAUGGUUAUCUUGAAAUGAGACCUGUAAUUUAUUCACACAGCUCAGGUAGCUAUGAUGAACCCACAUUUUCAGUGCCAAAUCUAAGUGCAUCGCCAGAAAUAUCUGAAAGUCUGACACAUCGAAUGAAAUUGGAGGAUUCUGGAAAAAUCACAACUCCUGAUGGCUAUUUAGAAAUGUCAUGGAACGGCAACAAAAACAGCUCAAGCUUUAAAUCUUCGUCGCCAUCUUCUUCAUUAACAGAAAAGAAAAUAAAAAGUCAUCCGAAAAUGCAGUCUUUGGUGAACAAUCGAAGUCUAAUAACUGCAAGUAAUACUUCACAGCUUUCAAUUUUGCAGGAAAAAAAUACAUUAGCACAUUGCAGUCAAAAACCUUCAUUAAAUAAAUCUGAAACAGCUCAUCGCAAACGACUGACAGAGCAUAUGAAUAAUUCAUUCACGAUUUCUGAAGAAAAAACAAUCAACACUGAUUUAUCGGAAAAAUUCAAGAAUUUAUUAAAACAACUUUCCUUACAAAAUAAUUUGGAUUUGUCAAAUGUAAAAACUGACUUAUCAACCGCUGAUUACGAAUGCUACAACUACCUUCAUUUUUCUGCGUGUACUAAACAAAAUUCUUUGAAUAAUAAGGAUGAAAAGACUAUCCUAAGGUUACAAAACUCAAAAGAUGAUUACUGCCAACUAAAGGCAGAUACAAAUCAAUAUUUACAAAAAUCUAGUUCCUCAUAUACCAAGGUAGUGUCAGAUGACAGUAAUUGUAGUCUAAACAAAAACGACUCAUCAAUAAGCGAUGAAACAUCAGAAACUGAUAAAGAUAUAAAUCGAGCUUCAAAGUGUAAUCCCACAUCACCAUUUUCGCCAUCACUCCGCAAUCACCGUUUAAACAAUGCCAAUCGUCAAGCAAAGGGCUCAGGGUAUGAACUGUUGCAUAUCUGUAGUGACAGUUCGUUACAAACUAAGAAAAAUAUAUCGAGGCCGAGUUCGGUGAACAGUGACCGCAUUUUUUCUCUUGAAAACACACAAUAUCGUCCUAACUCUUUAAACAACGAUUGUUUACAAUCCAACUCAGUUUCAUCUUCAACGGCGGCUCUUUGUUUUUCAUCAUAUUUAUCUCAAAACAGCUGUGAUAACAGAAGCCAAGAAACACUCAAGUCUGAGUCCAUAAACAAUAACGACGAUAACAAACAAAAGAGUACAGGUUCUGUGUCUCCUUCAUCGAAAACCGUAGCCCUUUACCAACCGUCGACAAAUGCCGAACUAGGACUGCAUUAUGCAAGUCUCGAUUUACCCAUCAGUUCCACAAAAAAUUCCAAUAAAACUUUGUUUGGCGCUCUAAACAAUCCCGCGAGAACUUCAACUACAGAUGAUAAUUCUACACGCCUUAGCCCAAACACAAACCUAAGUACCAACACUUCUUCCCAGCAAUCUGCUUUCACCUACGCUAAAAUUGAUUUUAAUCAAUGCGAGAUUAAAAAGUUAAAAUCGGUAACACAAAACAACCUUUAGAAUAUUACGUACGAGUGUAUAAGGAUACAAAAUAGAAAAAAAAAAACUAGUUAAACAUCAAUGACUUCCAAAAAGAACUAACAAAACAAAUAUUUGUUAUUAAUUAUUACUCAAACCUAUAUCUGAUGGUGCAAAAACAUGUUAUUUUUGUUUCCAUACUCAGUGCAAUAUCGUCUUUUUUGUUUUAAUUUCAAAAAAAUAUAAAAUAUUAUAUAAGAACAAAGAACAAGAAAAAAGUAAACAAUCUUUUUAUAAAGUUAAAAACGUUAUUUUGUUUCUUUUUUUAUUUGUGAAAAAAAACAAAAAUAUUAAUUUGGAAUUUCAAUUUAUACACAAACAAAAAUACCCAAUUUAUUUAAUAUAGAAGUGUGGUUUUUAAAUUACAUUGUUCAAUUCUAGUUUUUUUGUUUUGAAUCCCAUAAUGUGAGUACAUAAAUGUAUAAUAUUUAAAUUCUAAAUAAAAAAGUAAUUAAUUUUAAA